GAAAAUGGUCACUAUUAGUAUGGUGGUCCCCACUGUACUUGAUUUAAACACUCAUCUGCUCCAAAUAUCAGAGUCACAAAGUCAUUGCCGGCCUCUAGCCACAUCCCUUCGGCAAUCACUUUUAAAGAGAUUCUCUGGGAUCUUUGUGAGAACCAAAAUGGUUGAGCAAAAUGGGAAAGAGGACCAGUUCAACCAUAAUGUCUAUUUCUUGGCAACAAUGCUUGAUCCUCAGUUUGGCCUGAACUGGGUUGAUCUAGAUGUAACCAACAAUGAGAGUCCAGAUUCGGUGAAGAAAUUCAGAGAGGAUCUGAAAAGAACACUUAUAGAUUCUUUGACUGCAGAAGUUGAGGCCACAGCAGAUGGAGACAUGCUGCAUUCUGGAGGUGAUGUUGAUGAAACCUCAGAUUCUCCUCCUGGCAAAUGCCCACGACUUCUAGCUCGCUAUCGAGCUCACAAGCACCUGAGUCACUCAGCUAAGGAUGCAUGCAUUUCAGCUCAGAUACACAAGUACUUUGAUGCCAUUCAAAACACAGACACAAAUACAGCACUUGAAUUUUGGUCGACAAACAGGGAGAAAUUCCCACAGCUUUACUCUCUGGUUGUAAAAGUGCUGUCUAUUCCAGCAUCCUCUGCACCAGUAGAGCGUGUCUUUAGCAAAGGUGGCCUCAUCGUGAGACCACAUCGUGCACGCUUAACUCAUAAAAUGGUCACAGCGCUUGUAUUUUUGAAAAGCAAUAUGGCCCUGGUUUAGUGCUUGACUGUGCACUAUAGUACUGUACAUUUCAUGUUCAGUGUUCAUUACAACUCAUGUUACAAGACCAGAGAGCUGUGUUCAGAAAGGAGUUUGUUGUUGAUUAAGCACCGUAAUAAAGCUUUAAGUUUGUUGUUAUGACUAGCUGAUAGAUUUAAACUCUAGUCUGAGUAUUUCCUCAGCCUAUUUAAAUGUGGGGGAGAGGCAUUAAAUAAUUGAAAUGUCAGCUUUAACUGGAGGAUAAUAUAUUGUGAUACAAUAAUAAAACGGGUUCAUUUGUAUUUUCAUGCACUUGUAAUACAAUAAAAGUUCUACAUAUAACCUUCUUUUCUUUGAAACCUUUUUUGAUAGGAAACUAGUUCUGUUGACAUAAAAUAAAAAUGUUCAAUGGCAAUGACAA
Tachysurus vachellii is the source of this 1151-nucleotide messenger RNA. RefSeq lists its product as uncharacterized. Bases 5 to 751 code for a protein of 248 amino acids. NCBI's taxonomy places the organism in Eukaryota, Metazoa, Chordata, Actinopteri, Siluriformes, Bagridae. Gene Ontology annotation, molecular function: protein dimerization activity. The record is from RefSeq and is a predicted model, not a curated record. The transcript is spliced from 2 exons.